AGAAGUUCAACACAAUAUUUACUGUUUAUUCACUUAUUUUUUAGGGGAAAUGUUCAUUAAUUAUUAACUGAAUGAGUCUCUUUCAUCAGUUUUAGUUGGUUUUCGUCUAUUCAUGUCAACAUGUGGGGGACGUAUGUUAGUGUUGCUGUUCUGGUUUGGAUUCCUUCAGUGCUGCAUGCACAAAACACUUGUAYUGCUCCCAGCCUGGAUAGAGGUUUUUUUCUGCCUGUGCAGGAAUCUUAUCCUGAUGGAGCAAAGAUCAGUUAUGCCUGUGAUAAUGGAUAUAAAACAGCAGAAAAAGGCUGGUGGGCAACAAGUAUGUGUUUAAAUGGUGAAUGGUUGUUAACACCACAGUGUAUAGAGAGUUCUUGCAGCGAGCCUCCUAAAAUCCUUGAUGCAGUCAUUAAUCAGGAUUACCAGGAGGUGUUUGCUGCAGGUUCAGAAGUGGAGUAUCAGUGUAAAGAUGGACGUACAACAGAGGAAGGAGCCACCAGCAAAUCUGUGUUUUGCAGAGCAGGACAAUGGACCAAAGGUCCAACAUGCAGGGUCACCUCGAGUGAAGAAACAAGAUUUACUGCCUUGAAGCAGGCCUUGGACAGGCCUGACGAGAGGACAUGA
This is a messenger RNA of Austrofundulus limnaeus, 618 nucleotides long. RefSeq names its product complement factor H-related protein 1. NCBI's taxonomy places the organism in Eukaryota, Metazoa, Chordata, Actinopteri, Cyprinodontiformes, Rivulidae. The transcript is spliced from 4 exons. The coding region runs from base 121 to 618 and encodes 165 amino acids. The record is from RefSeq and is a predicted model, not a curated record.